Colossoma macropomum (tambaqui) is the source of this 703-nucleotide messenger RNA. RefSeq names its product protein ANTAGONIST OF LIKE HETEROCHROMATIN PROTEIN 1-like. The record is from RefSeq and is a predicted model, not a curated record. The transcript is spliced from 3 exons. Bases 94 to 681 code for a protein of 195 amino acids. NCBI's taxonomy places the organism in Eukaryota, Metazoa, Chordata, Actinopteri, Characiformes, Serrasalmidae.
UUAUAUUCAAUUUAUUGUAAUACUAUGAGUUAGCAGAAAAUAUAUACACUCUUGGCAUUUUAACAGGCAAAUGACAGGACCAGCUUUAAGGAAAUGCUCCGCAUGACAGCGGAGGAAUUUGACUUCCUACUAGAACGGGUGGCACCACUCAUUACCAAGGAAGACACCAGGUUUUGGAAGGCCAUCAGUGCAAGGGAACGGUUGUCUGUGACACUACGAUUUCUGGCCACAGGUGAAACCUUUCAACCCCUGGGGUUCCAGUACCGCAUCGGCAGCACAACAGUCUCCCAAAUUGUUCUCUCAACAUGUGAAGCUCUCUAUGAAGUGAUGAAAGAUGACUACCUUAAGACACCAACAUCUGAGGCCAGCUGGAGAGCUAUAGCCAAGGAUUUCUAUGAGAAGUGGCAGUAUCCAAAUUGCCUGGGUGCCCUGGAUGGAAAGCAUAUAUACAUACAGCCCCCUGGUCAUUCAAGCAGCACCUUCUGCAAUUACAAAGGCUGCUUUUCUGUGGUGUUAAUGGCUGUUGUGGAUGCAAAUUAUAAAUUUAUUUAUGUGAAUGUGGGGAGCCAGGGCAGGCUUUCAGACAGCGGUCUGUUUGCCCACUCUGACCUUUGUACAGCCAUGCAUGGAGGCCUUCUUAAUGUUCCCAAACCAGAACCCCUGCCUAAAGCAACAUUGUGAUGCCUUACAUGUUUAUUGGGGA